AUGGCACAAGAGGAAAAGAAAUGCUGGUGGAAGGAAAGUUCCAAAUCCCGAUAUGAGGAACUAGAGAAAGCAGCACAGGAUAAUAGAACAUGUAGUGAUUGCAACGCCACAGUAAAAAGCGUCUUGGGGGGUGCUCUGGCGGAAUAUGGUUCGUUGGAAAAGGCAGUUCCGAAUAUUAUGAAUGCCUGGUGUUAUUUAAAUAAGAAGACCGAAGAUGAGAGAUCUAAGUAUUGUGACAUCUUUUAUUAUUGGCUUGGUAGUUUAAUUCUGAACACACCUAAUAGCCGUAUAUCCAUCCCGAAUGUUGUUAUGGAAACAAUUUACGAUAAACUGCAGGCAUGGAAAAAUAUGGAUAAUUGCAGAAGGACCAUCCCAAAGGUGACGAAGGAUGAUUUUGAACGUCUAAAAGCUCUGUACCACUAUACACAGGACUAUAAUCAUUUAGGGGACAAAAUAAAUACGGUAGAUGGGUCAUGUCCUAAAGAAUACGAAGGAUUCCUGAAGGAGAUUAAUAGAACUUAUACAGAUAGAGGAGGAAGAUGUACAUACCGUGGCUUCCGCAAGGAUGAAUACUGCGAAGAAAUAGAGAAAAUAAUAAGUGGUGCCCCCGGCACAAUUGAGAACCCAUCAAACCUAUUAUCCCCGUUGGACAGGAGGCUGACUCCUUUAACAAAUGGAGAACUGGAGCAUGUGCCCGAACAAUUACCCGCUAAUCCAACGGAAGAAGAAAAACAUACAAGCCAUGAGCAGGCACAAGAGGAAAUCUCCCCUGUGGAAGAAGCAUCUGGUGUGACCGCGACGACUGCCACCCCCAGUGUAAUCAGCGAUCAAGAAGGUGUAAAGGGUGAAACAGAUCCUUCAUAUUCACAGGGCCACGAUAUUAGUGGCCACACUCAUGGUGAUAGUCACAGCAGUACUGCCAAUAAUGGAGGUAGUGGUGCUGCGGCAUCCGGUUCAGCUGGCGGUGUUCCUGGUUUCAGCACUCCCGCUGAAACGACUACAGGAACUCUUACGGAACAAUCCCCACCUGAGGAACCAGGAAUCGGACCCUAUGGUAUGCGUGAUUCGAGGGGCAACCACAGGGGUCCUAGUUCUCCACUUUCUGUAACAACCGAAACCAACGGAACACAACACGUUACAACGGAAGCCCAAAGAACACAACUCGCAGUGACGGAAACUUGGACAUCUGAAAAGAGUAGUAACAUGGCUAUAGAUCUGAUGGUAGGUCUAACGAAGGGUAUAGUUGUCCCAAGCACUCCUGUUCUACUUGCUACGUGGGCUCUGACAUUAUUGAUCUCCAUUGCCGUUCUCCUAUGCAAGUAUACUUCCUUAUUCCGUGCGAAAAGUAAUUCCCCUCUUAAAAGAAGAAAGCGAAAAUGUACCGUAGAGCCUGAAUUGAACACAUCAUUAGGGUCGAGUGCUUCAGCAACAGAACAUUCCACAGAAAGUGGAUCAAUAACGGCUUCUAGAACAGUGGACGACUCAGCAUCGGGGGACGAUUCAAUAGAGGAAGAUGAUAAGCAUGCCCACGACGACGAAGAUGAUGAUGUUGUGAAGGACGAUUCUUCCUCUUCUUUGUGCAGUACACGAUCGUAA
Molecule: messenger RNA, 1596 nt
Organism: Plasmodium knowlesi strain H
Lineage: Eukaryota; Apicomplexa; Aconoidasida; Haemosporida; Plasmodiidae
Product: KIR-like protein
Exons: 5
Coding region: 1-1596 (531 amino acids)
Source: RefSeq, a predicted model, not a curated record